UCUCUCUCAAGUCUCAACCGGUAUAAACUUGUUUCUUUUCUUUUUGGUUUCCGGCCAUAUUCUGUGAGCGCCGGCGACAGAAACAGCCCCUUUACCACUCUCUACUUCUCUCCCGCUCUUCAUCUUCCUCUCAAAUUUCUCACUAACUCACACCAUCUUCACUCCGGCCACACAAUCGGCCCUUUUUGUGUUUUUUUCCCCUUCCUUUUCCGGUAAAUGGUUUGUCCGGCGGCCUCUUGAGAAGAGGUCCGGCGAGAAUGCGGUCCGAGAGAUCGAAACCUCUCCACAAUUUCAUGCUGCCGUGUCUCAAGUGGGGGAAUCAGAAGCACUUGAGGUGCAUGAAGGUGAAUUCUAAUGGCGUACAGGUUACCGGCGUGAAUCAGCAAUCCCACUCCUCGAGAUCGGAGGAGUCCACCGACAGUAGGAGUCGGGAAUCGGGGUCGGAGAUGCGGAUGUUCUUGAAGGAUUUGGAGAUGAGACGGACGAGAGUUUCGAAAUCGAGAAUCAAGAAAAGCGACGACGACGAUGGGAUCGAGGCGGUCAGGGAGAAGCUAAUGUUUGAUCUGAAGACCGCGGCGGAUAAAAUGAAGGAGGCGAUUUUGAGUAAGGAGGCGGCGGUGGCUCGGGUGGAAGCGGAGGAGAAGAACAGCGAUUCUGCGGUGAUGGAAGAGGCGCCGGCAGUUGCGUUGUCGAUGGCGGAUUCCAGACCUUGGAACCUCAGGACCAGGAGAGCCGCUUGCAAGGCUCCGAAUUCCGACGGCGGAGGAAGUAAGACUUUGAAGAUUGAUGAGAAGAAAUCAAAUUCCGAUUCCCCGUUGCGAAGCGACGGUGGCGCCAAGUCCCCGAGGCUGAAAAUUGGGCCGGAGAAGAAGAAGAAGGUCAAAUUGGUAGUGCCGCUCUCGAAGAGAGAGAUCGAUGAAGAUUUCAUGGAAAUGGUGGGGCUCAGACCACCGAGGCGGCCCAAGAAGAGGACCAGAAUCGUACAGAAGCAAUUAGAUACGCUUUUCCCUGGGUUAUGGCUGUCGGAGAUCACGGCUGAUUUGUACAAGGUCCCUGAAUUACCUGAAAACGGCAAGGUGAUGAAGGGUUGAAGUUCUACUUCUUUGUGAAGAUUCAAAAGACUCUCUUCUCGUUCCUAUGCUGACUCCGAGUAAUUCAUGAGGUUGAUUGGGAGUUUGAUACCAACCACUGUUGAAUCCCACCCAAUAACUCUGCGGUGUAUGAUCCUCCUCUACUUUCAAAUGCUAAUUUUUGUUCAUAAAUUAAUUCGAUAUCGCUUUUGCUAGUCGUGGAAUAAUUCACAAAGAAUAGGAUUGGUGGAGUUUGGAAUUGGAUAAAAGGACAUUUUCUUCAAUGAUCUUGAGUGAUAUAAUGUCUUGUGGAAAGCCUUGUGUAGCAUACUGUUAUCAUCAUGUGAGAAUAUCAAACAGCUGUGCUUGAAUAUUGAUGCA
This is a messenger RNA of Momordica charantia (bitter melon), 1451 nucleotides long. RefSeq lists its product as uncharacterized. The record is from RefSeq and is a predicted model, not a curated record. NCBI's taxonomy places the organism in Eukaryota, Viridiplantae, Streptophyta, Magnoliopsida, Cucurbitales, Cucurbitaceae.